This is a messenger RNA of Microplitis demolitor, 2248 nucleotides long. Its product is annotated as neurogenic locus notch homolog protein 2. The transcript has 11 exons. Lineage: Eukaryota; Metazoa; Arthropoda; Insecta; Hymenoptera; Braconidae. Bases 49 to 2226 code for a protein of 725 amino acids. The record is from RefSeq and is a predicted model, not a curated record.
GCAACUAUUGCAUUCAAUUUUUUAAUUCAAAAUAAUAUAAACUUUAAAAUGUCUAUUUUUGUUUUAGUGACAAAAAUUUACCGGAUUUUCGUAUUCAUCAUAAUAUUCAGGAAUUUUGUCACCGAAAGUAAAGAUAAUCCCACAAAUGUACACCAAUGUGAUCCUGAUGAUGGGUAUUCGUGUCGUUAUACAGAAGUAUUAGUUAAAGUAACUAAAUCAACUAGUUCUUUGGAGCGCAUCAAAGAUGUAAAGCGAUUGAGAAUGACCUGUAUCAAUGAUAAUGACUGCGAUGCAAUACGUCAUGCUAAAUGUUCAAAGGAUAAAAAAUGCGUUUGUAGAGCGAAUAAUGUUCAGUUAAAUGAGACGACAUGUUUACCAUUAUUGGGCGGAUUCUGUUGGAAAAAUGAAUCGUGUGCACCAGAUAAUUCUCACUGUAUUGAUAAUGAGUGUAAAUGUAGCGAUGACUACCUACCGAUAACCAAGAAUUUGUGCAUGCGAAAAGAAGAGGGAAUCCCCUGUAAUCAUCAUAAAGAUUGUGACAGCAUCUAUAAUACAAAUUGUUUCAAUAAAACAGUUUGCACACCAUUAUUGGGCGGAUUUUGUUUGACAGCUAAUGAUUGUAUACCCAUUAAUUCUCUUUGCAUUAACAAUAAAUGUCGAUGCAAGCCUGAGUAUUAUCCGAAAUUCAAUACCCAAUGCGUACGGAUUGAGUUGAGUGGGUUUUGUGAUAACAAUGGACGGUGUAAUUCAAUUGAACAUGCAACAUGUAAUAAGAAUCGGAAAUGCAUCUGUAAUGAUCACUUUUUUCCAAUAAGCACAACAUUGUGUGCACCAUAUCUUAACCAAGUUUGUCAAGACAAUGAACCUUGUGCAAUCGACAAUUCGCUUUGUAUUAAUAAUGUAUGUCAAUGUAAGCCUAAUCAUGUUUAUUACGCAUUCAAGUGCUUACCAGCCCAGUUACAGGAGUCCUGUCAAACAGAUUCUGAUUGCGGUCAAAUACCAUUUGGUAUCUGUUCCUCAAACAGUCGAUGUAUUUGUAAAAGUGGAUAUAAACAAUUCAACAAAACAACAUGUUUACCGGUUAUAGGUGGAUUCUGUACGAAUGAUGAAGAUUGUUAUUCCGAAAAUUCCGUUUGCACGAAAAAUGAAUGCAAAUGUAAACAACAUUUUCUGAAAAUAUCGAACGAUAAAUGUAUUCCUAUGGAAAUAGGAUUGCCUUGCAGUUAUCAUACGGACUGUCUACUAAUUCGUAAUGCAGUAUGUUCGAUGGAUUAUAAAUGUGUUUGUGCCUCAAACUACAUACCGUUGAAUUCAGAUACCUGUGUAAUGCUGCCAAGACCACUAGAAAGAAUCUGUAAUAUCGAUGCAGAUUGUGAACUAGUAGAACAUGCGAAAUGUUCAGGUUUUCGUAAAUGUGUUUGUCAAGAUGGUUAUAUCGAAUUGAAUGAAACAGUUUGUUUACCACAAUAUGCACUCACAGCUUCUUCUUGUUCUUCCACUUUUGGCUGCAAGAUCAUAAGCCAUUCACAAUGUUCAAAAGUUAAUAAAUGUAUUUGUGAAUCAAAUUUUAUUGCAUUAAAUAAUUCAAAAUGCGCGCCACUUAUAAAUGGUUACUGUUUAAUGGAUGCAGAUUGCGCUGCUGUUAAUUCGGUUUGUACUGAGAAUCGCUGUCAAUGUCGACCUAACUAUAUAUCUCAAUCAAAUAAAAAAUGUGUGCCAACGUUAUUGGGAAAACCGUGUCAGACACGUUCAGACUGUCAAUUCAUCAAUAAUGGAAUAUGUUCGAAUGAAAAAGUAUGUGUUUGUGAUGAAGAUCAUUAUGCAUUAAGAAACUCAACAUGUGCCCCGAUGAUUGGAAGUUAUUGUCGAUCUGAUAUUGACUGUCUUUCGGAUGUUAUGGAAUGUAUUAAUAAUAAAUGUCAAUGCAAAAAAAACUAUGCACCUGUUUCUGACACUCAGUGUGUAAGAAUAAGUUCGGUAUACCAAUGCGAAAACAAUGUUGAUUGUGGUGAACCAUGGCACAGUCAGUGUUCGGAAGACAAAAUAUGUACUUGUAGACCAAAUAAUUUUGCAGAAAACAGGUCAACUUGUUUGCCAAUCAUAGGGGGGAGUUGUUUGGGGGAUCAUCAAUGUAAGAUACAAAAUACAGUUUGUGAAGAUUUCAAGUGUCAAUGCAAGCAGGGCUUUACAGCAGUAGCCAAUAACUUAUGCAUGCCUAGCGAGUAAUCACUUAAGGAAUAUCAAUGUU